Molecule: messenger RNA, 1528 nt
Organism: Myxocyprinus asiaticus (Chinese sucker)
Lineage: Eukaryota; Metazoa; Chordata; Actinopteri; Cypriniformes; Catostomidae
Product: popeye domain-containing protein 3-like
Exons: 3
Coding region: 94-1029 (311 amino acids)
Cellular component (GO): sarcolemma
Molecular function (GO): cAMP binding
Source: RefSeq, a predicted model, not a curated record
GUCUCUCCUGACUGUUCGCAAUGAGCUGUCAGUGCGCAGGAUCUUGACACACACAUUUCUUUGUAAACGCUGCAUUUAUGAGCUGAAAUAUAUAUGUUAAUAUACUCUUCUGCUUCUGGUCGAUUACUCUCAUCGAUUAUGGAUCCAUCGACUCAUCUGAAUUUAAAUUUGAGCGAAUACCCGGUGUGCUCCGAAUGGAGAGAACAUCCCGAAGGAUCAAUAUUUCAUCUCGCCCAUAUAUUACUUGUUUUAGGAUUCAUGGGAGGUAGCGGCUUUUAUGGAUUGCUGUACAUGUUCUGUUUUUUAACGCUCGGGUUUUUCUGUUACUCGAUCUGGUCGUGGUCCGAUCCCUGCACAACGGACUCGUUUUCAUGGACUUUUGCGCUUUUCGUCUUGUGUUCGGCGCAAGUUGUCCACGUGUCAUACCGCCUGCGAAGUGUCACGUUUGAUAAGGAGUUCCAAGAUCUCUACGAUUAUAUGUUCAAAAAGCUGGGAGUGUCUUUGACACACUUUGGAAAGAUCGUGGAAUGCUGUGAGGGGGAUAUCCAUACUAUUGAGAAAGACCACUGCUUCGCCAUGGAGGGCAAAACCUCCAUCGACAAACUGUCAGUUCUCCUCUCAGGCAGAAUACGGGUGACGGUUAACGGGGAGUUUUUGCACUACAUCUACCCCUUUCAGUUCCUGGAUUCACCCGAGUGGGAUUCUCUCAGACCAUCGGAAGAGGGCUUUUUUCAGGUGACCUUACGCGCAGAUAAUCGUUGUCGGUAUGUGGCUUGGAGACGCAAGAAACUCUAUCUGAUGUUCGCGCAGCACCGCUACCUCGCCAAGAUCUUCGCGCUGCUGGUGCGCAACGACAUCACGGAGAAGCUCUUCUCUCUGAACGACAAGGCAUUCGACAGCCGCGGGUUCCGCUAUGAUCUCCGGUUACCGAGCUUCUGCCAAGGGCCGGAGCCAGAAAUAGAAAGCACAUGUGAAUCCCGGCCAGUUCUGGAACAGAGUGCGACGAAGCAAGCGGAAAGAGACUGCUGAGAAUCACUGAACUUUCUGAUUGGGACUCCGAACUGUAUUACCAAGAAGUCUUAAUUGAUACGUAAUGCUCCUUAUUUAUUUUUUUGUCAUGUAUUUUUCUAUUUUCUAGUGCUUUAUAUUUAACCCUAGAAUGCAACUAUAGCCCCAUUCAAUGCAUAUGUGAGUCAAAGACCUAGGUGAAAUCUAGAUUUCUUUAUAAAACUUCUUAUUUUUCAGGGGAAAUUAACUGUAAUGAUACAUUUAUUUCGAAUUUUCAUUUUUAAGUGUACUUUUGGGUGACUGUAAAAAAGGCUGCAUAAAAGUAAUGUGAGCAAUUUUCACGUCUGCCAAUAAAUUAUAAAAUGUUUCAACAACCCUACACAAACACAAGUACAAUAGACUGGGAUCAAAAGUUGUUAUUGUUUUGUUUCUUUUUUAGAUAUUUAGUUACAAACUUGUAAAACGACAACCUUAUGUGCCAUGAUGCUGUAUGACACUAAACUAUUUCUAUGUCUCUCCA